CUUCUUGCCUUAUUUAAAUAUAAAUAAACAAAAUUUAAUAUCGGAAUUAAUGCUGAUCCAAAGCAAUACAAAAAUGCCUUUAGAACUUUUGGUUGGAUUUUAUAUAUUUAAACUUAAUCUAUUAAUUAUUUUAAAGUGUUCAAUUUUCGAGUUUUUUAAUCACACCAGUCGACUUAGGCUUGAACUUAUUUGUGCUUUGUUUGCUGUUGAUUGUCAAAAGUGGUGUAAUAUAAAGUAUUUUUUCCAAAGAAACAUGUAA
Messenger RNA from Meloidogyne enterolobii, 259 nucleotides. NCBI's taxonomy places the organism in Eukaryota, Metazoa, Nematoda, Chromadorea, Rhabditida, Meloidogynidae. The record is from the annotation of a GenBank genome assembly.